CGCGCGCACCAGCGCGUCGACCGGUGUGCUCAGGUCGCCGCUGAGGUACAACGCGCACCGGCUGUUGCGCAGGACUGAUGGGUAGAAUGACCGGUUUACGAUGGCGGCGUCGUACUCUUCCUCUGUGGCCGGGGCUGGGGUGGUGGGCACUGCGGCGACUGCGGCGGGGGUGGGGGGGAUGAGUGUCGUCUGCACCAGCUUCGACCUCUUCUGCGUGGAGGCAGCGGCGGCAGGGAGUUUGCGUUUUGGAGGCAUUGUUGUUAUUGUGGAGGAGGUGAUGAGACGGUGCAGAGAGAUGAGGCGCGUUUUGGGGACACGCGAUGGGAGGAACAUGAAGGGAGAGGGGGAUGUGGGAUUUGCUUUUCCAUUUCCAUUUGGCUCUGGCUUUGGCUUUGUGGUACAAUAAUAACCUGGUGGGUAGCUCUGAUCGUGGGGUGGAAUCAUGGCGUUGCACAGAUCGGAUGGACAGAGCUAAGGCGAUAAGCGAGCGGGAGAGACACGCC
This is a messenger RNA of Tricharina praecox, 503 nucleotides long. RefSeq lists its product as uncharacterized. NCBI's taxonomy places the organism in Eukaryota, Fungi, Ascomycota, Pezizomycetes, Pezizales, Pyronemataceae. The transcript has a single exon. Bases 101 to 406 code for a protein of 101 amino acids. The record is from RefSeq and is a predicted model, not a curated record.